AUGCGUGGCGGCAUGUGGCAGCUCAGCUUGACUUGAAGUUUGAAUUUGCGGACAAGGAGAGCAGCAGGGCCAGGGAGGGAGAUUGUGGUGUUGUGCCUAAUUUUGGAGGGUCCUGAAAGGUGAAGGUGGCAGGUGAGCGAGAUACUCCACCUGUCAAGAUGGACUCUGCUGAAAAUGUGCUUCUGAAAUGUGUAAAUGCUUUGGAAUUAGUGCCAGAAAGCUGUUGCUCCAUUAAGCACUUGGCUGAUGGCAAGAUUUACUGCUGCCUAAUCUCUUUUCUGAACAAAGAAAAUAUUGUUGGGGAGGACUUGGCUGCUCUCACACCCAGACUUGAAUCUUUGUUCCGAGAUCACUUUUCUGGGGACCCAAUCAUCUUCAGGGAAGCAGUGGCUGGUAACUGUUUGGAGCUGACAAAGCUGACCCUGCUUCUGCUCUACAUUACUUUGUUCACUGAGGCAAAGCUGAGGAGCCGCCUUGUUAACUCUGCCUCUCUAGAUCAGGCAACACAGGCCAAGUUCAAAUACCUCUUGGAGGCAGUGCAAAAGAGAGGAUCAGCAGUCAACUCACGGUUCCUCCACAUUCUCUGCACAGAAAAGCUUGAUAUCAGAAGCAUUUUUCAAUGCCAGAGUGCAGUAAAUCAUGGUGGGGAAGGCUCCCCACGUGUCUACACCACCUCCCCCAAGUCCUCCACCACCUCACCUCUCAGAGAGCUGGUGCAGAGCCCACAGUUCCGCCUGCAGGAAAACCUAAGUGUCAAAAAUAUGGAGAUAAAACGCCUCCAGCAGCAGGUGAUGGCACUGGAGGGUGAGAAACAAGAGAUUAGCCUCACUGUUGAGGCAGCAAACCAUAAGAUCACAAAACUUGGAGAAAAAGUAAGUGAACUGCAGAGCAAGCUGCAGGCCACCCAGCAGCAGCAGGAUGAGUCUGAGGCGCUGGCAGCAGCGGGGGACAACCUGAGGCAGCAGCAGGUGAGCCAGCUAGCGGUGGAAUGCUCUCAGCUGCGGAGGGAGAACUGUUCCUUGCAGCAAAUGGUGGAGAGGCUCAGUGACGAAAAGGAUGAACUCACUGCCAAGAAUUUCUCAGUGCACCAACAACUACUGCUUACAAGAGCAGAAAAUGAGAGACUGCAAGAAAACGUAUUUUCCUUAAAUCAAGCAAAAUGUGAAAAUGAACGUUUGAUUGAGAGCCAGGCUGAUGACAUCAAGGAAAUGAAGACCCAGUUAGAAGAAUUGCACCUUCACUUGAUGGAGAACAAAAGCCCAAGUGUCUCUAUAGAGGAGUCCUUUGGGAACGUCUCUCCAUCCCACUACUCAGCCAUCACUUCCCCCGGAAGUUCAGGCGAAGAAAAUAUGGCAGAUGCAGUAGUGGAUAAAAUCUUGUGGGAGCACAAGGAGCGGCUGCAGAAAUUGCAGCAGGAGUUUGAUGCAGUGUCUGCUCAAAGAGAUAAACUCAUCGAACAGGUAACUACUCAGGAAGAAGAAAUCAAGUGUCUCAAUGAUGAGGUGAAAGAAAAGACUGCCACUGGGGACUCUUUGAGACAGGAAUUGAAAACUGCCAAUGAGAUUAUUGAUACAUUAAUGGGAGAUAAAUUGACACUUACAACAAGCCUGCAGGAAAAAGGGAAAUGUGUUGAAGAAUUAAAAGAAGAAAUUAAUAAAGCAAGAGAACAGCUGAGUGAAGAAAAAGCUGCUUUUAACAGUCAGGUCAAGAUGAUGGAGGAAGAUUUUCUCAACAUACGUAUGAAAAUGGAGUCUGAAAUUCACUUAUUGACUGAAGAGAAAAGAAAAGAAAAGGAGGAGAAGGAAGAUCUUGCAGCUCUGCACAAAAACAAAGAUGAUUUACUUCAGGUACAAACUGAAGAGAAGUCACAAUUACUAAAAGCAAUUGAGGGAAAGAAAGCAGCUUUUGAUAACUUGCAGCAGAAAUAUGAGAACCUGAAAAAUCAACAUGUCUCAGAAAAUGAUAAGCUUAAAAGUGACCUUAAAUGUUCAGAGGAAUCUUAUUCCAAAUUGAUGAAAGAAUUGUGUGAAGUUAAAGAUAGUCUUAAUGCAAAAAUUGUAGAGCAAGCCCAUGCUUUUCAAGAAAAGACUGAUGAUUUGGCUGUGCUGAAGGAAGAAAUGGCCGGCAUGAAAGCUGUCAAUGAAGAAUUGGUGAAGAAAUAUGAGAGUGAGAUUCAGACAUUGUCAGUUAGUCUUGAAGCUGAAAAGCAGUGUGCUGCUCAGGUAAAGAAAGAUAUGGAUGCUUUGACAGACACCAAUUCUAAAUACACCGAGAACAUGGAAAGCUUGAGAGAAUCCAAUGAACACCUUGCCAAAGAAAUCACUGAAUUGAAAGACAAACUUACCAGUAUGAAUGAAAAGUAUAUGAUACUUGAGCAGCAGAGUGAGGAAGCUGCCCAGCACUAUAAGAAUGAAAUGUCUGGACUGGAAGAGAAAUUCAUCAAACAGGAAGAGGCUCACACUACUCUCCUUGAAAAGAUGGAAGCCCAUGAGAAAAUGUCUGAGAAAGAGAAGCUGACAUUUGAAACAAGUCUGCAGGAAAAAGAUAAAUGUAUAGAAGCUCUAAAGGAAGAGAUGAAUAAAGAAAGGGAACUGAUGAGUGAAGAAAAAACUGCUUUUGAGACCAAAAUCAAAGUGAUGGAGAAAGAUUUUCUCAAUACACGUAUGAAAAUGGAGUCCAGCAUUCACUUAUUGACUGAGGAGAAAAAUAAAGAGAAGGAAGAUAUUGCAGCUCUGCAGAAUGACAAAGAUGGUUUACUUCAUGUACAAACUGAAGAGAAGUCUCAGUUACUAAAAGUGAUUGAGGAAAACAAGAAAUCUUUUGAUAACUUGCAGCAGAAAUAUCAGAACCUGAAGAACCAGCAUGUCUCAGAAAAUGACAAGCUUAAAAGUGACCUUAAGUGUUCAGAGCAAUCUUGUUCUAAAUUGAUGAAAGAAUUGUAUGAUGUUAAGGAAAGUCUUCAUGCUAAAAUUGUAGAGCAAACACAUACUCUUCAAGAAAAGAUUGAUGAUUUGGCUGCUCUGAAGGAAGAAAUGGCUGGCAUGAAAGCUGUCAAUGAAGAAUUGGUGAAGAAAUAUGAGGGUGAGAUUCAGACAAUGUCAAUUAGUCUUGAAGCUGAAAAGCAGUGUGCUGCUCAGGUUAAGAAAGAUAUGGAUGCUUUGACAGACACCAAUUCUAAAUACACCGAGAACAUGGAAAGCUUGAGAGAAUCCAAUGAACACCUUGCCAGAGAAAUCACUGAAUUGAAAGACAAACUUACCAGUUUGAAUAAAAAGUAUAUGAUGCUUGAGCAGCAGAGUGAGGAAGCUGCCCAGCACUAUAAGAAUGAAAUGUCUGGACUGGAAGAGAAAUUCAUCAAACAGGAAGAGGCUCACACUACUCUCCUUGAAAAGAUGGAAGCUCAUGAGCAAAUGUCUGAGAAAGAGAAGCUGACAUUUGAAACAAGUCUGCAGGAAAAAGAUAAAUGUAUAGAAGCUCUAAAGGAAGAGAUGAACAAAGAAAGGGAACACAUGAGUGAAGAAAAAACUGCUUUUGAGACCAAAAUCAAGGUGAUGGAGAAAGAUUUGCUUGAUACACAUAUGGAAAUGGAGCAGGAAAGAGAUAAAUGUAUAGAAGCUCUAAAGGAAGAGAUGAAUAAAGAAAGGGAACACAUGAGUGAAGAAAAAACUGCUUUUGAGACCAAAAUCAAGGUGAUGGAGAAAGAUUUGCUCGAUACACGUAUGAAAAUGGAGUCUCACAUUCACUUACUGACUGAGGAGAAAAGAGAGAAAAAUAAGGAGAAGGAAGAUCUUGCAGCUCUGCACAAGGACAAAGAUUAUUUACUUAAGGUACAAGCUGAAGAAAAGUGUCAGUUACUGAAAACAAUUGAGGAAAAGAAGGAAUCUUUUGAUGACUUGCAGCAGAAAUAUGAGAACCUGAGGAACCAGCAUGUCUCAGAAAAUUAUAAACUUAAAAGUGACCUUAAAUGUUCAGAGGAAUCUAGUUCCAAAUUGAUGAAAGAAUUGUGUGAAAAUAAGGAAAGUCUUAAUGCCAAAAUUUUAGAGCAAACCCAUGCUCUUCAAGAAAAGAUUGAUGAUUUGGCUGCGCUGAAGGAAGAAAUGGCUGGCAUGAAAGUUGUCAAUGAAGAAUUAGUGAAGAAAUAUGAGGGUGAGAUUCAGACAUUGUCAGUUAGUCUUGAAGCUGAAAAGCAGUGUGCUGCUCAGGUAAAGAAAGAUAUGGAUGCUUUGACAGACACCAAUUCUAAAUACACUGAGAACAUGGAAAGCUUGAGAGAAUCCAAUGAACACCUUGCCAAAGAAAUCAUUGAAUUGAAAGACAAACUUACCAGUAUGAAUGAAAAGUAUAUGAUGCUUGAGCAGCAGAGUGAGGAAGCCACCCAGCACUAUAAGAAUGAAAUGUCUGGACUGGAAGAGAAAUUCAUCAAACAGGAAGAAGCUCACAGUACUCUCCUUAAAAAGAUGGAAGCUCAUGAGCAAAUGUCAGAGAAAGUGAAGCUGACAUUUGAAACAAGUCUGCAGGAAAAAGAUAAAUGUAUAGAAGCUCUAAAGGAAGAGAUGAACAAAGAAAGGGAACUGAUGAGUGAAGAAAAAAAUGCUAUUGAGGCCAAAGUCAAGAUGAUGAAGGAUUCUCUGAAUAUGCAAAUGAAAGUGGAAUCAGAUAUUCAGACACUGACUGAAGAAAAAAGAAAAGAGAAUGAAGAGAAGGAACAUCUAGCAGCUCUGCUGAAGGAAAAGGAUGAUCUGCUUCAGGUAUACGCUGAAGAAAAAUGUGAGUUAAUGAAAGCUGUCAAAGAAAGGAAUACAGCUUUUGAAAUUUUGCAGCAGAAGUUAGAGAACUUGACAAGCAAGUUUGUCUCAGAGGAGGAUAAGCAAAACAGUGAUCUCGUGUAUAUACAGACAGGCAAAAGUAAACAAAGUGUUGAGCAGGAGCAGCAUGUGAUGAGCAGCAGUGAUGAGGAGAGGCUCACCACCCACAGGCAGUCAGUCACCAACCUGCACAAGGCACAGGAAGGGGCAGUGGGGCAGCUGACCACAGCCUUCUUGCAUCAACAGGAGGUACUCAUUGCUUCCUUACAUCAGAAGCUGGCAACAAGGAAAGCAGAAGAAGAUAAGCAGUCCUCCCACAUCAGAUCCCUUGAACAAAGGAUCACUGAUAUGGAGAAGGAAAUGACAGAUUCCAAGGAGAUGAUGCGAGUGGAGUGUGAGACUCAGAACAAGCUGAAAGAACAACUCCACUCAGCAAAAGAAGCACUGAAACACGAGAAGAAGUCAUCUGAUAGAAUUAGAAUGGCUUACAAGACGAUGGUAGAAAAGUUUACGCAUCAGGCAGAAGAGUGGGACCAAGUGAAGAAGGAGAGGGAUCUGGUGGGCAGAAAGUAUGAGACUGCCAAAAAGAAGCUCGGAGAGGCAGUGUCAAGCCUGGAGGAGGUGCGCACCACCACUGUGCACUACCAACAACAGCUGAGUCAGUGUAAAGACUACAUUAAAAAGCUUGAAGAGAAGGCACAGGGUCAGAAGGAGGCAGAAAGCAGGCUUCAGGAGAUUGAGAGCAAGUAUCAGCCUGUCAAGGAGAAGCUGCAUGAGUGUGAGAACACCAUAAGACAACUCAGCUCAGAGAAGCGCUCCCUCGAGAUGCAGCUGAAACACGCCGAAUCACAACUGCAGGAACAAAAGAGGAUACAGAGGCGGGAGAGUUUCUGGGAGCAAGAGUCCCAGAUGCCAUUACAAAGAGUUGAGGCACGCCGACCAACCACCACCUCCUCUUCCUCCUCCUCCUCCUGUAAUGAGGAAUAUUGGGGUGUCAAUGACUCCACGGAAAAGUUGAUCUCCAAGAAGUCAGGAAGCCGAGGACAGUCAAUGUCCCAGCACAGCGUUAAGGACACUAUCUUCCGCAAGCCAAGCAGCCGAGCCAAGACCAGUGGCAGGGAGGGAGGUCAUCAGCAUGAGGCUCCUUCAACUACACACACUAAGGUUGAAGAGCCUCCUCCUCAGCCAGAAAUCACCAUCUCUGACAAGUCGCUCGGAAAGUCCAUCCCAAAGAGCAUGCACUUCCGCUGUGAUGAAGAGGAAGAAGAGCUGUUUAACAACAAAUAUCUCCAUGACAUGAAGGUUGGAAAGUGGCAUCCUGAUGGAGAUGAGCCUUGGCGACGGUUGUCUGAGCUGCAGCGACGGAACUCCCUCUACCCGCCACACUUGCGGUCUGCGUACCCGGCUGAGAUGCAGUUCAGGCCACUUGACGAUUUUGAGGAUGAUAAGCUGAGGGAAGGGUGUGCUGUAGAGGAUAGACAGUUGAUGAAUAUAACUCAAGCUACUGAGAACCUGGAGUUGGACUCUCCUGCCUUCAACCUUCGGAAAAGAAAGUCUCCAUCAGGCUCAAGUUACUCAGAAACUUCAUUUGAUUCGUCAGAUGGGAAGAGAACCCGGAGACUUUCUACAUCCUACUCACGCCCUGGCCCACCCACACCUGGACGUCGCUUCAGCCGUGGGGACAAAGAGAACAGGAGAGAGUCCAGCACCUCUGAGCUAUCCCUGUCUAUCUGGCAGCACCAGAAGAAGGAGGGUUUACAUGCAGCAGAGAGCAGUAUCAAUUCUGCAGGAUCCAACCCAUCCCAGCCGGAGUCUGGUCGGGUGACACGCCGCAGACAGCUGCAGCACUCUAAGUCUAGCUCAGUGCAGUCCCACUCAUCAUCCCCAGGAUGCUCCCCAAGUGUUCUCAGCAAGAAGGGGAUGACAACACCACGGGGCAGGAAGGGCAUGACCCCGUCAUCACUCAGGAAGAUCCUGGCGAAGGGCAAGUCACCUUGGAGAAAACUGGAGCAUAAUGAAGAGACCCCAAAGGGCUUGAGGGACAGUACAAACUCCAAUGGCAGCUCAAAACUAAGGAUGUUUCGUAAGCCCUUUAGUUCAAGAAAUUACAAUGUCCAGACAGCAUCCUUGAGGUCCCAAGAAAACUCUGUCAGCCUCGAUAAUUCCUUGGCCUCUUCAAGUGGAGUGGCAAACACCUCAACUGAAUCAAGAACGAGGAGAAGGAGGUGAUACAGUCACUGACAGAUACAUAUUAUAGUAUAUAUAUAUAUAUAUAUAUAUAUAUAUAUAUAUAUAUAUAUAUAUAUAUAUAUAUAUAUAUAUAUAUAUAUAUAUAUAUAUAUAUAUAUAUAUUGAUUUUAUUAUUUUAGCUAAAAAACAUGCUGCAUUAGAAUAUACCAAACAUUGUAUUAGAUAUACCAUUGUCUGCUUUUUGUUUGUAAACUUAUAGUUAACAUUACACUCAUAAGUUGGGAGGAAUGGGCUUUAUCAAAUAGAAGGCUUUCCACUAAACCUCUGACACUUUAUGAGAGAUGAUCUCAGUUUUUAUGCAUUCCCCACAACACACACACACACACACACACACACACACACACAGCUUAUGGUAGUCCAUCACUAAUGAUGAUGACAUCUUCAGAGUGAAGACUGAGACCAUUCCCACACCACGGACACGCACACACACACAUGCACAAACACACUCAUGCACAUACAUUAAGUGCACACACGUACAGUUGUACUCUUUUUUUAGCUGAUAGGACUUACAUAUGAUUAAUGUAUGAGUGUAUGGUGCUUUGUCAGGGCCUCUCCUGUGUGGGAUUGUGGACCUGUUAAAUAAAUAACAUUAAAGUGAGCUUCUGCAA
Scylla paramamosain (green mud crab) is the source of this 7663-nucleotide messenger RNA. Its product is annotated as putative leucine-rich repeat-containing protein DDB_G0290503. The transcript is spliced from 26 exons. The coding region runs from base 159 to 7034 and encodes 2291 amino acids. NCBI's taxonomy places the organism in Eukaryota, Metazoa, Arthropoda, Malacostraca, Decapoda, Portunidae. The record is from RefSeq and is a predicted model, not a curated record.